UCUGGCUUUAGGAGCUGGAGAAGGUUUCUCACAGGAGGAGAUGCUAGCUCCGAGUGCUUUCCAGACACAUCAGAGAAAGACAGAGAAAACAGGAGAGAAUGAGAACAUUCUCGUGCUGGACAGUGGUGAAGAGCGCUUGCUGUUGCAGAAGAUCCGAGUUCAGUUCUCAGAACUGAAAGGUUUGCUGGUAAUCGGGAGCCUAGGAAUACCACAGAGUCACACCUCACACAAGAGAUUUACUGGGAAAGAUACAAGAACAUUGUCUCUACCCAGGCAAAAAGCCGCAAGGCACGGCAUAGGAGCCUCUAGGGGAACCGGGAGCUCGCAGGUCGCCCCGCCCCGUCCGGCCCGGAAGGGUCAGGGGUCAGUGGGUGGUGACGAGCCGCCGCUGGUGGCUGUGUUCGCGGGUCCUGGGUCUAUGGCGCCACCGCAGCGAUGUCCUCUGUGUCGGCAAACUUUCUUCUGUGGUCGCGGGCACGUCUACAGCCACAAGCACCAGCGGCAGUUGAAGGGGGCUCUGGAGCGGCUUCUACCGCAGGUGGAGGCCGCCCGCAGGGCCGUCCGCGCCGCCCAGGUGGAGCGCUAUGUCCCAGAGCACGAUCGGUGCUGUUGGUGCCCGUGCUGUGGCUGCGAGGUGCGAAAACACCUGAGCCAUGGAAACCUGACAGUGCUACACGGGGGUCUGCUGGAACAUCUGGCCAGCCCAGAGCACAAGAAAGCCACCAACAAAUUCUGGUGGGAGAACAAGGCCAAUGCCCAGAUGAAAGAGAAGUUUCUGAUCUCCCCCCAGGAUUAUGCGCGGUUUAAGAAGUCCAUGGUGAAGGGCUUGGAUUCCUAUGAGGAAAAGGAGGACGAGGUGAUUAAAGAGAUGGCAGCUCAGAUCCGCGAGGUAGAACAGAGUCGACAGGAAGUGGUCCGAUCUGUCUUAGAGCCUCAGGCAGAGUCAGAUCCAGAGGAGGGUUCUUCAGCACCUGAAAGUUGGAAAGCGACCAACGGCCUGGCUCCCCUGUCUUUCAGCCAUGUAGCCUCCAGCUCACAGCAGGUAUCACACUUGGCCUUGCAACCUGUUGCAGAGCUUGAUUGGAUGGAGACAGGACAGCACCUAACAUUCAUUGGCCAUCAGGAUACACCUGGAGUUGGUAACAUUCACUCAGGUGCCACACCUCCCUGGAUGAUCCAAGAGGAAGAGCACAGCUCUGGAAGCCUCCCAAUAGGACCUUCCUAUGAAGAAUUUCUCAAAGAAAAGGAAAAACAAAAACUGAAGAAACUCCCUCCAGAUAGAGUUGGGGCCAACUUUGAUCACAGUUCCAACACCAGUGCAGGCUGGCUGCCCUCUUUUGGCAGAGUCUGGAAUAAUGGACGCCGCUGGCAGUCCAGGCAUCAAUUCAAAACUGAAGCUGCAACAAGAAGCAAGCAGCCAGAUAAAGGGAAAAGCUGAAGGCUCAAUCUCAUCUGAUCUCAAGGCUAACAACACAUUCCAGCUAUUUAUUCUCCUAAGACCAAAUCCUCUCCAGCUGCCUUAGUAAAACAGAUGCACCCAUUCAUUUGAUUCAAUAAAGUUUUAUUUUCUCACAUG
Molecule: messenger RNA, 1576 nt
Organism: Mastomys coucha (southern multimammate mouse)
Lineage: Eukaryota; Metazoa; Chordata; Mammalia; Rodentia; Muridae
Gene: Cenatac
Product: coiled-coil domain containing 84
Exons: 13
Coding region: 41-1438 (465 amino acids)
Source: RefSeq, a predicted model, not a curated record